AUGCUUAGGUAUACGAUUGCAGCCGCAGUAGCAACUGGCGAUUAUGCAUCGCUGGACGCUUCUUACAAACCAGCCAGCGAUUUCACAAAAGCCGAGAUUGCAGAGUCCGUCAAGAACCUCAACUUCAGCGACUAUACAAUGUAUGAGGAGGUUGACCGUGGAUUUGUUGUCGCCCCAAACACAACAAGAAUAAUGGAUACAAGCGGCGAAAAUGUAGCUAUCGAUUCCGACGCCAUUAUUGCGCUGGUUACACCUGACUCAACCGAAUGUCCGGAUACCGUCAACCCCUCCACAUGGCGACAGGCGCAGUUCCUGGCGCGUACUGGUGUCUACAAAGUGCAAGACAAAGUGUAUCAAGUACGUGGUAUGGAUCUGGCUACAAUGACUAUCAUUGAAGCUCCUGAAGGACUGAUAGUGGUAGAUCCACUUGGCAGCUCCGAGAGUGCCAAGAUAGCAUUUGAACUAUAUAUGACGCAUGUCGGCCCCCAUACCGGCGCCAAUCUAACACUACACAGUGUCAUUUUCACACACUCUCACAUCGAUCAUUUCGGCGGAGUCCUCGGGCUCGCACCAGAGGAAUCCUUUACUAACGGUUACAUUCAAGUGGUUGCCCCUCUAAACUUUGUCGAAGAAGCGCUGUCCGAGAACUAUAUGGUCGCCGGAUCGAUGUUCCAACGUGCAUUCUACAUGUACGGAAACCUUAUCAAACCUCAUGCCCAGGGCUCAAUCCGCGCUGGACUCGCAUUCGGUGCUGCCAACUCACAGUUUGGCUUCGUGGCACCCACCAUCUCUAUUGACACUGAUCUCGAUCACCAUACAGUGGCUGGACUGGAUUUUGAAUUCAUGCUGACUCUGAGUACUGAAGCACCAAGUGGGUUUCACUUCUUUGUGCCGGAGUUGAAAUUACUUAAUACGGGUGAAAAUGCUGUUAUGGGUGCGAAAGGUCGGGAUACUAUAAAGUGGGUUGCGGCGCUCCAGAAGACCUUAGAUCAUUAUGGUUCCAAAGUGGAGAACAUGAUCGGACAGCAUCACUGGCCUAAAUAUGGCAAUGCUGCUGUUGUCGAACAUCUCGAAAAUUAUCGUGACACUAUCAAGUUCACCCAUGACCAGGCUCCUAACUUCAAUACUCGUGGUCACUACGGACAUCUCAAACACAACUCCAAGGAGGUAUAUCAAUUCUAUGUUGGCUGGUGGGACGGUAAACCCGCUACCUAUCAGCAACUUCCUCCGGUCGAGUGUGCACAGCAGUAUGUUGCCGACAUGGGAGGAAAUGCAGAAGCACGAAAGAGGGGCGAGUGGCACCGUGACAACGGAAACUACAGAUACUACGCAGAGAUCAUGAACCACGCGGUUUUCAACGAUUCCACGGAUGUGGAAGCAAAGUAUCUGGAAGCUGAUUGUUUGGAGCAGAUCGGCUACAGCGAAGAGAGUGGGCCUCGCCGCAAUUAUAUGCUGACUGGAUCUGAAGAGUUACGACAUGGAAAAGGGGCUUACCCACCUGCUGACCUUGGACCAUCGUUUGUUUUGAACAUGCCAUUGUACAUGCUUCGCCAGGGUCUGGAGAUUCGAAUCAAGCAAGCCAACAAAGCGCACGGAUUAUCGAUCUUGGUCGGUGUUGAAGAAACCAACGAGAUGUUCAACGUUCGUAUCUCGAAUGCGGUCAAGCUGUCGCUACCUAUCACCGACAAGGAUGCACGCCCUGGGUCUACGGCCAGUUUCACAGCCAAACCCAGAUCUGACCUCAUCGCUGCUCUGGUCAUCGGAAACUCUUCGCUGGUCAGUGUGACUGGUGAUGUAGAUACACUCAUGGAGUUUGCUAGUUGCAUAUCCACCGAUGAAGACGCAACUUGA
This is a messenger RNA of Sphaeroforma arctica JP610, 1851 nucleotides long. RefSeq lists its product as hypothetical. Gene Ontology annotation, molecular function: protein dimerization activity; linear primary-alkylsulfatase activity. The transcript is spliced from 3 exons. Bases 1 to 1851 code for a protein of 616 amino acids. Gene Ontology annotation, biological process: dodecyl sulfate metabolic process. NCBI's taxonomy places the organism in Eukaryota, Ichthyosporea, Ichthyophonida. The record is from RefSeq and is a predicted model, not a curated record.